This is a messenger RNA of Dictyostelium discoideum AX4, 3480 nucleotides long. Its product is annotated as SNF2-related domain-containing protein. Bases 1 to 3480 code for a protein of 1159 amino acids. The record is from RefSeq and is a predicted model, not a curated record. The transcript has a single exon. Gene Ontology annotation, molecular function: nucleotide binding; ATP binding; hydrolase activity. Lineage: Eukaryota; Evosea; Eumycetozoa; Dictyosteliales; Dictyosteliaceae.
AUGAAUGAAGAAGUAGAUGCAUCACAAACCAAGAGAAGAAGAUUUUCAAUGGUUGAUGUAAAUUAUGUCUCUGAAUCAGAGAAUUCCGAUAAUUACGAGUCAGAUGCUUCAGAUUAUUCAAGUGACAAUAAUUCAGAUUAUUCAGAUAGUGAAAAAAGAAGAAAAAAGAGAGUAGUAAACAACAACAAUAAUAAUACAAAAAAAACAACAACAGUAACAAAUACAAAACAAUCAUCAACCCAAUCUUUAAAAUCAAAUAAUAAAAAAUCAUCUACAUCUUCAAAUAAUAAAAAAUCAUCACCAAUUAAAAAGAAAAAACAAAGUAAAAAAGUUGAAGAGGAUGAAGAGGAUGAAGAUGAGGAAGAUGAAGAAGAUGAUGAAGAUGAAUUUAACUUACCAAAUGUUUCAGUUGAACAAAGAAAAAAAAAACAAAAACAACAAGAACAAGAAAGUAGUAAACUAUUGGAAGAAACAGAGAAAUUAUUAAAACAACCAUCAGUUAUACCUUGGACAUCUAAAAAUGUAUUAAAUAAUGGUACAUCUAAAGAUGAUAAAAAAAAUGUUGAUACAAAAUUAUUAUUCUCAUUCUCAUCAAGACAACCCAAUGGUAAUGGUACUAAUGGUACUAAUGGUAUCACCUCUCCACCAUCACAAAGAUUAGCAUCAAUUAAAAAACCAUUUGGUGGUGAAAUUAAAAAUGAUUAUUUUUCAAAGUUUUUAUAUACAGGUCCUUCAACAGUUACAAGUGUUUCAUCUUCUUUAUCUUCAAAACCAACACAACAACCACCAACAAAACCAACAACAACAACAACAACAGACACUACUACCACUGCAACACCAAAAUCACCAAAAUCUCCUUCAAUAAAAUCAUUACCAACAACAACUACUACAACAACAACAACAACACCAACAACACCAAAAAUAGAUUCAUCAACAUCAACACCAUCAAUUGAAGAUGGCGAAGAUGAUCUUUGUGGUAUUGAAAUAGAAGAGUUUAAGGAUAAAAAGAAAAAAGUAGAAAAUGAUAAAAUUACAAAGGAUAUUUUAGGUCAAGUUGAUAAAUUACUCAAGAAAGAAACCAAGAAAGUCGAUGAUAGUGACACUGAAGAUGACGAAGAAGAAGAGGAAGAAGAAGUUUUAUUUGUAAACAAAAAGAGAAAAUCGAAUCCAUUAGAUGGUAGUAGUACACCAACUAAACCAAAAUCAAAACCAAAACCAAAGAAAAUUAUAAUUGAAGAUGAUAGUGAAACUGAAGAUGAAAAAUCUCAAAUAAUUGAAAUUGAUGAUGAAAAAGAAGAAGAAAAACAAGUUGAACAAGUUGAACAAGUUGAACAAGUUGAACAAGUUGAACAAGAAGAAGGAGAAGAAGAAGAAGAAGAAGAAAUUGAAUCAGAACCAACUAUUGAAAGAUUAAUUUAUGCAUGUGAAUGUUUUUCAAAGAGAAUGCUUGAAAUUUUAUCAAAUGCAGAAGAUUCAACAAUAAAUACUACUACCACUGCCGCUACAACUUCAACAACAACUACAACAACAAUAAUAAAUAAUAAAAAAGAUAAAAAAAAUAAUAAUAAUGGUCCAACAUUUAGUCAUAAAUUAGUAGCACAACCAAAAAUUAUAAAUAAGGUAAUGAGAAAUUAUCAAUUAAUUGGAUUAAAUUGGAUGGCAGUAUUAUAUAAAGAGAAAAUUAAUGGUAUAUUAGCGGAUGAAAUGGGUUUAGGUAAAACGGUUCAAACCAUAUCAUUAUUAGCACAUAUAAAAGAGGCAUAUAAUGAUAAUGGACCUCAUUUAGUGGUGGUACCAGCAACGAUUUUAGCAAAUUGGGAGAGAGAAUUUCAAACAUGGUGUCCAUCAUUAUCAAUCGUUAGAUACUAUGGUAACCUUAGGGAGAGAGAAGAACUUAGAUAUGAAUUAAAGAAAAAGAGACCUGGUAAAGAUUUCAAUGUGAUCUUAACAACCUAUAAUCUUUUAUUUGCAAAUAAUGAUAGAGGUUUCCUAAAGAGAUUUGAUUAUAGUUUUUUAAUAUUGGAUGAAGCUCAAAAUAUAAAGAAUUCAGAUUCAAAACGUUAUAAGAAUAUAUUCAAAAUCGGAGCACAUCAUAGACUACUAUUGACAGGUACACCAUUACAAAAUAAUCUCUAUGAACUUUGGUCAUUAUUAAAUUUCUUAAUGCCACAUAUCUUUGGUUCAGUAAAGAAGGAUAAUUAUCUAUUGAACCAAUUGUUGGAAUAUAAUGGUGAUGAUUGUGAUAGUGCUAUCACUAGAAUGAAGAAAAUCCUAUCACCAUUCAUUUUACGUCGUUUAAAAUCAACAGUCUCUAAAGAAUUAAAACCAAAGAUUGAACAUGUUGAAAUUUGUAAAUUACCAAAAUUUCAAGAUGAAACCUAUAAAAAUAUAAUUGAACGUUCAAAAUCUCAAUGGAAAUUAAGAAAUGAAUUACUUUUAAAAAAAGAAAAAGAAGAAAAAGAAAAAGAAAAACAAUCAUUAAUUAAUAGUAGUAAUAGCAGUAUUAAAAAGAAAAGAAAAACUUCAAGUAUUUAUAAAAAUAAUAAAAUAGAAAAGGAUGAAAUUAUUGAAAUUGAUGAUGGUGGUGAUGAUGAUGGUUUAAUUGAUUUAACAAAAACAAAUGAUGAAAAAGAUAUGGAAUUAUCAAUUAAGUUAAAAUCAAAUGGCUCAGGUCAAUUUGUAUUAAAUAAUAUCUUAAUGCAAUUGAGAAAAGCUGCAAAUCAUCCAUUACUUUGUAAGAAUAUCUUUUAUAAUGAUAAUCAAAUUCAAGAUAUUGUUAAUCAUUUAGCAACCAAAGAUAAGGAUUGGUCCGAUUAUAGGAAUGAUAUACCAUCAUUGAAAGAGUUAUUCGAUACUUACUCUGAUUAUGAUGUAUUUAAAACAGUUUGUGAACAUGAAGAUCUAGGUGAUAAAUAUUGGAUACCAGAUGAACAAUUCAUUGAAACCUCUACCAAAUGUUUAAAAUUAAAAGAAAUUCUUGCAAAAGAGAUUGGCGUUAAUAAAUCAAAGGUAUUAAUUUUCUCACAAAUGACAAGAGUUUUGGAUAUAUUAGAGGAUGUAUUGGAUAUUUUUGGUUAUAAUUUCACUCGUUUAGAUGGUUCAACACCAGUUAAUGAACGUCAAUCUAUCAUUGACCAUUUCUCAUCAAAAGAAACUAUACCCGUGUUUUUACUCUCAACAAAUUCUGGUGGUUUAGGUAUUAAUUUAACAUGUGCCAAUGUUGUCAUCUUUUAUGACCUCUCAUUUAAUCCUCAAGUUGAUCGUCAAGCAGAAGAUCGUGCUCAUCGUCUUGGUCAAGAAAGAGAGGUUAUCAUCUAUAAACUCUUGGCUGAAAAUACUGUUGAUAUCAAUAUUCAUGAAUCUGCAAAUCAAAAAAAGAAAUUAAAUGAUAAUGUUUUGGAAGAAGGUACUUUUAAUAAUGCUGAAACUAAAUUACAAUCUAAAAAUAUUUUAAAAAUUUUAGAUUCAAUUUUUAAAUAA